Acanthocheilonema viteae is the source of this 348-nucleotide messenger RNA. The record is from the annotation of a GenBank genome assembly. NCBI's taxonomy places the organism in Eukaryota, Metazoa, Nematoda, Chromadorea, Rhabditida, Onchocercidae.
AUGGGAUUUGAUGGCCCAAAUGAGGGAGAUGUUGUUUAUAGAAAGGCAGAUCUUGAAGAUGCAGAGAAUGAAGAUGUUUGGGAUGAUAGUACGCUGAUUAAAAUGUACGAUGAAAUGAUCAAUCGAACUUAUGAUUCACUUGGUGCACAGUGUACUUUGGCAACAAAAAAAAAGAAGAAAUCUCGCAAGUGGCAUGUAGGCGAUCAUUGCAUGGCACCUUAUUAUGGUGAUCAGCUAUGGUAUCCAGCGGUUGUUAAAAGCCUUGAUUUGGAUGACGGCAAAUGUGACGUGCUUUAUGAUGUUUAUGAUGAAUUAGCACGCGUUAGUAUUGCGGAUCUCACAAAGUGA